AUGCAGCAAGAAAAUUCCAUAAUUGAGUUUCAUGAUGCACUAAGUAUAAUAUAUCCACCUACCUAUGAAUUAAAUAAAGCAGAAUUUCGAGCUUGGAGAGCAAUGUUACAAGCAUGCGGAUGCACUAAUAUAAUGCCAUAUUCUAAAUCUAAUAAUAAAAAAGAAUUUUGGAGUCGAUCAAAUAACCCAAAUACUGACAAAGCUAACUUGAAAAUGUUGUAUGAACAAGGAUACUUACAAGCUGAUUUAGAAUAUUCAGAUAGUUCAGAAGAUCAUAUAACUCAUGCUAUUAAACGAUAUGUUCAUAUUAGACAUGAAGUAACAGAAGGAUCUGAUAUCGUAACUGCUACACAUAAUUUAGCAGGCACACACUUGGCAAACAUUGAACCUAAUCGAAAUCAAGAAAAAAAUAUAAGCUUACCAAUUGCAGGUCCAUUGGCAGAGUACAUUGUGGCAUGUCCAUUGCCACACUUUGGUACUCUAGCUUACUUUUUUCCUGCUGCAAUUACUAGUUUGUGUAAUGAAGAGCUUCAUCAUCUGGAAUCCAAAGUCUCAACUCAUACUGAACCACAAUCGAAGUGGAUAAUGGCUUUACCAAAAACCCAAGAGAACCAAAACCAAAGCAUAACAGAUAUAGAUGAUAUUGUGAUAAUAGAUACAACUAGAGAUGAUGAUAUGAAGGAAGAGAAUAUAGAGCAAAGUACUUGCAUAAUCAUAGAACACAUAUCUCAUAUUGGUUUUCCUUGGAAUGAAGGAUGGGCAUUGCACGAAAAUUCAAUAAAUAAAAAUCAAGGUGGAGGCAAACGGAUGUCAAAUACAGUUAAAAAAAUACUUGAACAAAUGUUCUUGCAAGGAAAUAUUCAUGCUAAAGAUCAGAUGACAGCUACUGAUAUGUAUAAUAGGUUGAAAGAAUUUGCAGAUAAUGGUGAGUUGGAGCAAGAAGAAAUACCAAAAGUCUCAACAAUUCAAGGAUGGAUAUCACGGUACCACAAAAUGUUUUUGGCACAGGCCACAAGAACUGCAUUAGACACUAAUUUGGAGAAAGGCUUUUCGAUGAGUAGUACUGUACAUAAUUGCAAUAAGACGGGUAGUAUAGAAUUAGAUGAAAAUAAUGUUUUUUUCUUUUCUUUUGCUUUCUGA
This is a messenger RNA of Cetraspora pellucida, 1140 nucleotides long. Lineage: Eukaryota; Fungi; Glomeromycota; Glomeromycetes; Diversisporales; Gigasporaceae. The record is from the annotation of a GenBank genome assembly.